Cryptomeria japonica (Japanese cedar) is the source of this 2167-nucleotide messenger RNA. Its product is annotated as probable disease resistance protein At4g33300. Lineage: Eukaryota; Viridiplantae; Streptophyta; Pinopsida; Cupressales; Cupressaceae. Gene Ontology annotation, biological process: defense response to fungus. Bases 12 to 2021 code for a protein of 669 amino acids. The record is from RefSeq and is a predicted model, not a curated record. The transcript is spliced from 5 exons. Gene Ontology annotation, molecular function: ADP binding.
UGAGCGACGGAAUGGAAACUGUGUGUGUACGGGUGGAAUCUGUGCAACAAGGAGUAAAUAAUUUAAUAUCCAAAUUUGAGGAACAACAAAUUAAGACACCACGGAAGGAUGAAAACCUCUGCAGGCCGCCAGAUACGCCAAGCUGCUUCCAGGGUUUCGAUGAACACAUGGAGAAGGUAAAGACGCUUGUGCUGGCGGAUGGAGUGAAUGUGAUUGAAAUUACAGCCAUGGGUGGUGCGGGAAAAUCAACACUUGCAGCGGCCGUUUGUAAUGACAAUGAAAUCAGAGGGUGCUUUAAGGACAGAAUAAUAUACAUUGUAGUUUCAAAAAGCGCACUUCUUUUAAAUAUUCUGAAGACCUUGUGGAGAAACAUUGUUGGUGAGGAAGCACCUGAAUUUACAGGUGUUGAGCACGCAUAUGAUCAAUUGCAAUUGCAAAUAAAAGAAAAUGAACCAAUUCUGGUAGUAUUGGAUGACAUUUGGUCGAAUUUCGAGGUGGGAAAACUGCUGUUUGAAGGGAAGCAAUACAAGACUCUAGUAACCACCAGAGCUAAAAGCGUCAUCCCAAAGGGGCCGAGGACACACAAUUAUAAACUACCGUCAUUGCAACCGCAGUAUGCUCUGUCACUUUUCUGUCACUAUGCCUUUGACAAACCUUCCAUUCCAAUUGGUCGUGACAAAGAACUGAUCGAAAAGGUGCAACAACAGUGUAAAGGUCUGCCACUAGCUCUUAAAGUAAUCGGUCGAUCUCUGUUUGGUGAGUCCGACCCUGUUUGGGAACGAGCUGAGAAAAGCCUUUCAGCAGGAGAAUCAUUCAGGGAUGAUCACAAAGAGAGCCUUCUUAAUAAAUUGAAAACAAGCAUAGAUGUGCUGGGGGACAAUGAAAGAGAGUGCUUCUUGGAUCUGGGUGCAUUCCCACAAAGAAAAACCAUUCCUGCAAAGGAAUUGCUAGACAUUUGGGUUUAUGUUCGUAGAAUGAAGUGGAGCAAAGCUGAAAUGCUUUUAUGGAAGUUUGAAGAUCACCAUCUACUGGAUUUGAAGAAGAAUCCCGGGACUGCAGAGAAUACAGAUGACUGCAUGGAUGGAUAUUCCUUUUCCCAACAUGGUGUAAUGAGAGACUUGGCUCUGUAUUUGGCGAAUCAGGACAAUAAAACUCAGUGUAGGAGGCUAUUUAUGCCUACAAUGGAAAAUGAUUUUCCACCAGAUUGGGAAACAUCUAAAGCCCAGGUUGUUUCCAUUCACACGGGAGCAAUGCAGGACACAGACUGGCCUAAAAUGGAGUUCCCUGAGGUGGAAGCUUUGGUUUUAUAUUUCACUGCAAGUGAAUAUUGUAUUCCAACGUUCCUGCACAAAAUGAAAAAUCUCAAGGUUCUAAUAAUCCAUAAUAAUGAUGGAGCAAAACGAAGCAAGCUCAGUGGAGUGGCAGGUUUUCAAGAACUUUCUCAGCUUAAAACUCUGCAUCUUGAAAAGGUGACAGUUCCUGAGGAAUGCAAGGUCUUGAAAAGUUUGGAGAAAAUACACAUGAUUCUAUGUGAGGGCCUUGGUAGGGAUAAAACGUUCGACUUUCCUGAGCUUUUGGAAUUUAAUGUGGACUGCUGCAUUGAUCUUGAGGAGUUGCCCGCAGGACUCUGUUCUUCAAUUUUCCUGAAAACAUUGUCAGUUACUCAUUGCCAUCGCCUUGCAAAGCUACCUGAUGAGCUGGAUAAGCUUGGAUCACUUAAGGAAAUAAGAUUGUGUGAAUCUCUAGGCUUGGAAACACUGCCAUCCUCCAUCUGCAGUCUUAAAAAACUAAAACUCCUUGACAUCUCAUCGUGCAUACAUAUGAAGGUGAGCAGGGGAGUACGCUGUGAAUUGAACGAAAUUCUUCAAACAUUAGCUCAACUGGCAUUCCUUAAACGGGUGAUUUGUGAUAAGAAGCAUGAGUGGCUGUUCAAACGGAGCUCCAGGACUGAUCUUAAGGUUCAAGUUGUUAAGGAGAAAGAACCCAAUUUGGAUUGGCUGGAUUGGGGAGGGAGGAAUUAGCGUUCUGAAUAGGUACACCAUACAUUAUGCUGUGUUGGAAUCUCUUUGCUCUGUACGGUUUCUCAUGAAAUUAAGUUUUCCUAGACAUAUUAUACAAUAUUAAUAUUUUAUGUAUACAACAUAUGAUAAUGAUCAUUUUGAAUGCA